GCAAGUAGGUAGGUCUAGGUUAUAAAGUUUAUAGGUAGUUUUUUAAUUGUUGAACCUGUAUUCGUUCAAUUUUUUUUUUAUUUACUAUUUUCGUAUUUUGGAGAAUACUAGUUUUUUAAAAUGGGCAUUAAGGAAGCUGCUAUUUAUUUGGACAAUCAAUGGAACACCUAUUAUGCCGGCCAGACAGUGAACGGAAGAAUAGAAUAUGUGUUCGAUAGCCCCAAAAAAGUUAGAGGAAUACAUGUAAAGUUUAAAGGCGAAGCUCACACUGAAUGGAGUGAAAGCAAAGAAGAACAGGAUUUUGAAGGUAAAACACAAUCCAGUGAUACCCUUCAUCAAGGAAAUGAGGAAUAUUUCCAAAUAUCAUAUUACUUGCUGGGAAGUAAUACUGGCAAUGAGAUAGAGAUACCGCCUGGUAGACAAGUCUACAACUUCACAUGUGCAUUGCCUCCAGUUCUGCCAUCCUCAUUUGAAGGGCAGUAUGGUUAUGUUAGGUACACUGUUAAAGUUACUCUUGACAGACCGUGGAAAUUUGAUCAGGAUACUAAGAUGGCUUUUACCGUCAUAAAUGCAUUGGAUUUAAACCUAAAUCCAUCUUAUCGGGAGCCAAUACAUUUCCAAAUGGAGAAAACAUUCUGUUGCUUCUGUUGUGCAUCACCGCCCCUAUCUGUGGAUGUGCGAGCUCCUGUAUCUGGGUACUGUCCAGGACAAGUGAUACCGCUUGCCAUAGACAUUGAGAACAAGAGUAAUGUGCAGUUGCAUCUUGUAAAGAUUUUCCUAAGAAAGGUUGUCACCUAUAGAGCAACAACUCCAACAACAGCUAUAAAAAAGUCUAAAGAUAUAAUAUUAACUAUGCAAGAGGGACCUGUGCCUUCAGGAACUACCAAACAUUGGAAUUUGAAUUUGGAAAUACCACCAAUACCACCCUCGAACUUAGUUAAUUGCAGUAUCAUUGAUCUGGACUAUGAUAUAAAGGUUGAGUGUGCUGUAUCAGGUAUGCACCUAAACUUAAAGGAUCGCAAGUACAUCACAAUUGGCACUGUGCCACUGGUUGGCAUGAUUGGCCAGGCGCCACCAACACCUUCUGCUCCAAUAGAGCCAAGUUCCCCAAGCCAACCAGCAGUGUUGCCAGUGGCGCCUGGACAGCCCUUGCAACCUGGAAUGGUUUCAGGCGGAGACACGAUGCCAGGUGGUUGGGUUGCACCAGGUGCUCCGCAGCCACAGGCGCCUUAUCAAACGCUGUAUCCUACUUUGACUGAGCCAGUUUACAAGGAAUCUCCGUACACGGCACGCACGAUCCACGACCGUGGCGAUAGUAGCCACAUGAUAACUAGCCCGGCAAAGUUCGCGCCCUACUACCCGACCUACGCGGCCAUCCAACCCCCACCCUUACCGCAGUGAACUUGUGACGUCACGUGAUUUUCAAGAAGGAUAGGUAUUCCUAUUAGCAGUCUAUCAGAACUACGUCGGCAGUUUAAUUUUUACUACUGUAUCAGGUUAUAUUUCAUUUCGAGAACCCCUAAAAUGUGUAGGUUCAACCAAUGUGUAUGUAAAUGCUUCAUAAAUAGAAGAGAUUGGCUGUGUGAAGUAGCAUUGCGUGAUUAUGAAAAAUAAAGUUGUUUUAUUAUUAUUGAAAUCGCGUUUGAGGUUUAAACUAUUGGCUUAUACAGUUUACAAGAAGAGCCACUGCAGCAGAUAACAUAUUUUUUCAGGUCACGAAAUUCGCAAGUACCUACCUAAUGAUGGCAUUUUUGUGAGCGUGCGAUUGCCGCGUAGGAAUCUACUGGCUCGUCUCGUUAAUUUAAGUUCAAGCUAACAUAUUCAAGCCACGGGUAAAGAUGCCUUUCGUGUAGACACACACUUACAAGUACUAUAACGAUUUCGGUAAAAGUACGCGUAGUGCUAAUAAUGUGAAUCCAGCUUAAAUCGAAUAAACUUUCUACCGUCCAAUUAUCUCACUUCUGAUAUUAAAGCAAAGUUAGAGGAGCUUGAAUUUCAUAGACGAUAAGACUGCAUAGCUUUUUUUAAAAAAAACUUGAUUUAAUGAC
Molecule: messenger RNA, 2048 nt
Organism: Pararge aegeria (speckled wood butterfly)
Lineage: Eukaryota; Metazoa; Arthropoda; Insecta; Lepidoptera; Nymphalidae
Product: arrestin domain-containing protein 17
Exons: 8
Coding region: 121-1401 (426 amino acids)
Biological process (GO): protein transport
Cellular component (GO): cytoplasm
Source: RefSeq, a predicted model, not a curated record